GCCAGACAAAAUGUUAUUUUAUAGCAACGUAAUCUGUUUCAAUACUCUUUUUUUUAAAUUCAGUCAUAAAAUCAUUUUUUAUGACAUUCUACACAUAAUUUGAUGACGUUUACACAGCACAGUGUCCGUUCGUCGAAAAAUUAGCAGUAAAGUAGAUAAUGGCUGAUGAUAAUGUUGAAGAAUUUUUAGAAGAUGAAUCUUUAUCAGAAAAAGAAUUCCACCUUCAGAAUCCUGAUGUAGUUAUAAGGGGGACAACUCUGAGACACUCUGCUACUACAGAUACUUUAGAUUCUGUAUAUCUAGAACCAACAGCAGUUGAGGAAGACGUUCAAGAUAUUAUAACAGCCAUACCAGAUUUAGUUAAAGAAUCUACAGACAGUGAUUCUGCCACUGGUAUUCUGGAAGAAACGAUAGGGACUGUGAUUGACGUGGGAAAAAAAGUGAUAGAUCAAAUACCUGAUGUGGGAAAAAAAGUGAUAGAUCAAAUCCCUGGUCUAGUAAAGGACCUAAAAAACACAAAUGAGGCUCAAGGCCAAAUGAAUAUAAGUAGUUAUUUUGCUGAUCAAAACUCACUUGACGACCCUUUCAAUAGCUCAGCUUUUGUAAAUGUAUCAUCAGAAGAUGCUAUUCAAACAAAAGAAGAAAAGAUUCUGGAAGAUAAUGUGUUUGACAAUUUUGUUGAAGAAGAAAGCAAUGUGCACCAACAUUUAGAAUCCAGACUCUCUCAUGAAGAACCAGAAAGUGUUGACUUUCAGGUGGAAAGUGAUGUAAACGUGAUGGAGGCCUCAUUACAAUUGAUUGAUGACAAAGAAGAUUUUGAAAUGUUUACUGCAGAAAAUGACCCUGACCCUGAAUUCACUGAGUAUGGUGUUUCUCCUGGGAGUAGUCUACUUUCAGAGAGAAUACAUCAGAUGCACUUGUCUGAAUCUGAUCAGAAUGAAUCAGAACAAUCUGGAUUUGUUGGAAGUAUUGACAGGCAACUGUCGUCUGCUAGUCAUCAUUCUGUUGGCAGUGAACCAAUAAUAUCUCCAUUACCAGUGUCACAGUUUUCGUCUAACCAGUUUUCUCCUUUUGCUACACCAACACAUCAACCAGUACCACUGCCACCUGUACCAGCAAGUCAACUACCGAGUCAGCCAACACCAACACAUCAAAAAGUCCAUUCGCCCUUGGCUAACAUCCCACCAAGUCAACCACUGAGUCAGCCAGCAGCUGAGACAAACCCAUCAUUUGAAACAGCGACUCCAGUAAUACCAACUGAAAUACCCUUAAAAACACCACCUCACACCACAGCAUUCUCAGAUACAACCGGAGAGGAUUUGUUUCUGUCAAGUAUACAGAUGAGUGAUUCAGAUCGUCAACAUGAUGCUUGGUUACCUGGAGAUCAUUCAAACUUUACACCUGUAGCAGAAAAUCUUAGUACACCAGGCUUGGUAGUUAAUGAACCUCAGGGUGACCCAGUGAGAGAUUUAGUAUAUCGUUAUAUGGGAGAACAGGAGGCUAUAAAGAGACAGGUGCUGACUAUAGACAGUGUUACUCAAAAUAUAGAAGGACUACAAAAAUUGAUUGCUGGAGGGUGUUACAGAUCAGCAGUAGAUUUAACAGGGAGGUUGUUAACAGAGACAGGACAGGGCCCAGAUCAAGUGGGACAGAUAACUACUCAUACAACUCAUUCUCUACAGUUAUGGUUUUGUCGCUUUGCCUUGCUGAUGAAGUUGAGAUAUUAUAGUAUUGCUGAAUCAGAAUUCCAAGCUUUCCAGAAUCUAGAUACUCCUGAUCUCUACUAUGAAUAUUAUCCAAGGAUGUAUCCAGGCAGAAAAGGUUCAAUGGUUCCUUUUGGUAUGAGAAUACUACAUGCUGAACUUCCACAUUAUUUAGGCAGGUCACACGAAGCUUUAGAUAGACUAUACUAUGUAUUAGCUGUUGCACAAAAGAUAUUGAUAAAUCUUGAAGAUGGUUUGGCUGAAGAUGGAAGUGCAGUAGAGAUUACUUCAGAAAGUAGAAAAGUUUCCAAAGAAUUAUGGCAGGAAAGAGAAAAACAAGUAUUAUAUAUCAUAGGAAAUACAUUCCUGGCAAUUAAGGAUUAUGAAGCUGCUGUUAGUGUAUAUGAUUCUACCCUGAGUAAAGAUUGUUCUUGUAAAGCUGACCUUUUGAGUGGCAUUGGGAGAAUAUACUUACAGAUUGGUAAUGUACCAAAAGCAAAAGACUGUUUUAAACAAGCAGAAGUACUCUCUGAUAGUCAAGAUAAAUAUGUUAAAUGUAGAAAUUUUAUUAACAGAGGUUUAGAGGGCAUGUGUUUAAACAACUUUUCAGAAGCAUUCCAGAAUUUUAAAAGUGCUGUUGAAUGUGAUCCCAAAAAUUCUUCAGCUGUAAAUAAUAUGGCUGUUUGUUCCUUGUACGUUGGAAAGUUAAUGGAAGCUUUAAAGAGUCUGGAAGUCUUAGUACAUGAAGAUCCAGAGAGGAAUUUACAUGAAGGAGUUUUAUUUAACUUGUGUACUUUAUAUGAACUAGAAUCAUCAAGAGCUUUACAUAAAAAACAAGCGUUACUGGACCUGGUCAGCAGACAUAAGGGGGAUGGAUUUCCUGUUGCUUGUUUGAAAAUGGCUUGAAUAUUGCUCCAUAUACUGACUGCUUUGUAGAAUUUGAGCAGUAUCUUCUGAAAAAUAACUGGAUAUUGUUUAAAAAAACCCAUUUAGACUGGAAUUAAAAAAAUAUAUUACAAAUUCAUUUAAGUUAUCUACUUGUAAAAGAUACAAUUGCUUUGAGAAACAGUAUUCUGUACAUUUAGGUGAUAAGGGACCAACUUAAUCAGUAUCAAUACAUUUCAUUAUAAAGUCACAGUUCUAUUUGUAACUUUGAUGUAGCUUCUUAUAUUAUUUCCUAAGGUUUUAAUUUGAACUGAUAUUGUUGUCAAUAUAUUUUUGAAACAUCUUUAAAUCACCUCAACAAGUGCUGUUAGUGUAGUGUUCAAAAAAUAUAUCUAACAUUCAAAAUAACCUACAUUGAAUUGUACAAGUGACCAAACAUUUUCCCCAAAUUAUUGUCAUAGGACCCAAAUUGUUUGAUGAAUGAUUGGAGUUGUUGAGUAUUACUCAAUGAAACCUAUGCCUACAAACAAAACAUGACCAUCCUUUAUUAAAUGAACUGAUUAGACCGUUGGUUUUCCCGUUUGAAUGGUUUUACACUAGUAAUUUUGGGGCCCUUUAUAGAUUGUUGUUCGGUGUGAGCCAAGGCUCCGUGUUGAAGGCCGUACUUUAACCUAUAAUGGUUUACUUUUUAAAUUGUUAUUUGGAUGGAGAGUUGUCUCAUUGGCACUCACACUACAUCUUCCUAUAUCUAUGAGACACAUCAUAUUAAUUAAAAACAACUUUGCAUUUUACAGAGAGUUGCCAUGGACACCUUUUAUCUAACAGAUAUAGGUCAGAAACAUUGAGAUGUUUUGAUGCAUUUAUUGUGUUUUUGGUUACUUUACUCCCUACCUUUUUAUCCAAAUCUAUUGAAGGACAAAACAUAUAGAGAAGAAGGCACAGAUCAUAAUUAACAUUUAAAAUCUUGUGCAAUGCCCUGUUUAAAUAUGUGUAUGUUAUUCUUCAAAGUGGCAAUAGGUAUAUUGAUAUUUAAGGACAUGCCUAAGUAUUUGAAUAUUAAUUUGAUUUUGACUAUCAUCAUUAAUAAAUAUGAUUGUUUUGCUACAUGAAUAUUUGAAAAGUAGUGUGGGACCACAUUGUUAAAAAAAUAAUAAUUGAAUUAUUUCUUUAAUGAAAUCAGUAUAUGUAAAUUUAGAAUAAGUUUUCAAUAGGGAUAGUGCAAUAAUUUUCUCACA
This is a messenger RNA of Mytilus trossulus (common blue mussel), 3823 nucleotides long. Its product is annotated as trafficking protein particle complex subunit 12-like. Gene Ontology annotation, cellular component: TRAPP complex; Golgi apparatus. Bases 159 to 2609 code for a protein of 816 amino acids. Gene Ontology annotation, molecular function: protein binding. The transcript has 14 exons. Lineage: Eukaryota; Metazoa; Mollusca; Bivalvia; Mytilida; Mytilidae. The record is from RefSeq and is a predicted model, not a curated record.